This is a messenger RNA of Alnus glutinosa, 1229 nucleotides long. RefSeq names its product putative F-box/LRR-repeat protein At3g59230. Bases 132 to 1229 code for a protein of 365 amino acids. The transcript has 3 exons. Gene Ontology annotation, molecular function: protein binding. The record is from RefSeq and is a predicted model, not a curated record. Lineage: Eukaryota; Viridiplantae; Streptophyta; Magnoliopsida; Fagales; Betulaceae.
CACCAUAGGAGAUUUAUGCAAGUAAAAACAAGAAACCCUAGUUGUUGAAGCAUGCAGCUUAGUUAUAUCUGGAUUCUGGACUAUAAGAAUGAUGAAAGGAAGUUGGGCUCAUUCAUUUCUUCACAAUCUAAAUGCAGAUUGACAAUGACCCAGAGGCCGAUCUGACUGGUAGAUUGCCGGUGGAUAUUCUUUCUUCUAUAAUAUCAUUAAACUCAUUGAGGGAGGCUGCCACUACUAGUAUCCUUUCAAAAAGAUGGAGAUACAUUUGGAGGACCUCUUCUAAUCUUGACCUAGAUGCCAAAAACAUGCUUGGACAUUUUUUAUACUCGGACCAUUUCAAAAGGCAGCCUACUCUGUGGAAACAGAAGCAAAAGGGAAGAUUUGUUAGAUGGGCCAAUCAUAUUCUAGAACUCUAUGUCGGCAAAAACGUAGAUUCCUUCAAGGUUGAGUAUCCGUUGGGUAGUGAUCAUGGUUGCGACGUUGAUCGAUGGAUUCAAUUUGCAAUUGAUAUGCAAGUUCAAAAGCUUGACAUCAACCUGUUUGACGAUCAUUUGUCAGACUUGUAUCAUGAGCUCUAUAAAUUUCCAUAUUGGCUAUUUGCUCUAGCAGGGAAACGGCCAAAGAUAAAACAUUUGUCUUUGAAUUUUUGCAGCCUGAGUAUUCCAGAAAAUUACAAUGGCUUGAACUCCCUUUCAUCCCUCGCAUUGAAAAAGACAAGUUUAAAUCACGAGGAUGUGGAUAACAUUUUGUCUAGUUGCCCAUCUUUAGAAUGGUUUAGUAUAAGCGAAUGCCGUUGUCCAUUUCGUUUAAAAUUUUCUAGUGGAUGUCGGUUUCUCAGGCUGAGGCACUUGAGGAUAUUUCGUUGCGAGCCUUUAGAAAGAGUUGAAAUUCAUGAUGCCAUAGGUAUUGCAUCAAUUGAGUAUGACGCAAAGAUGUUUGGGCAGGUCUUGUUAAAGAACAUUGCAGAACCUGUUAGACUAUGUGUGACUUUGCAGUCUAAUCGUAGAACUUUGCAGUCUGAUCGUAGAACUUUGCAGCCUGAUCCUAGAACUCAAAUAACAUAUGUCCUUAGCACACUUGCAAAAGACUUUCCUCUAGUUGAAACUUUAUUAGUGUCCACUCCAUUUGUCCAGGUUGAUUUAAUACCUAAGCCCUUAACCACAUUUACUAGACUCAAGCAAUUGAAGCUAUUAGGUGUAAGAUUUAGAAAAAGGAGAACAAUAAGGUAG